CAAACGAAAAGGGAACCGGAGCCAGUUCCUGCCAAGAAACGGAAGCUUGUGCGUGGAACCAGAGACGCCAAACGUGGAGCGGUGUCACUGUCAGACAGUGACCAUGAGCCGAUUGUUCUUGAUGAUGAGGAGCCUGAAGAAGUUGACGACGAGAGCAUGGAGGAGUCUGAAGUCGAAGAAGCUGUGGAUCUGGAGUUUGAUGAGAAGGUUCUCACUUCUGACGAUGAUAUGGAGGACAGGGAGUUCACUUUAAAAAUGUCCAAAUCAAGCGGCAGACCGCGCGGAAGACCGCCUCUGGUUAAAGUUGACUACUACAGGCACAAGCCAAAAUUGAUGGCAGACGGAUUCGAGCUGAAAAACUACCAGAUUGUGGGAAUGAACUGGCUGAACCUGUUGUACCAAAAAAGACUCUCGUGCAUUCUUGCCGAUGAGAUGGGCUUGGGAAAAACGUUGCAGGUGAUUGCAUUUUUGACGUAUCUCAAACAGCAGUCCUUUGACGGCCCGCAUCUGGUGAUUGUUCCGUCUUCCACAUUGGAAAAUUGGCUCAGAGAGUUUCAGAAGUUCUCUCCGUCUCUCAAGGUGAUACCGUACUAUGGCAGCCAAAGCGCGAGAGCAGAACUGAGGGAGGAGCUGAUGUAUAACGGGGAUUACGACGUUUUGGUGACAACAUACACGCUUGCCACCGGCCAUAAGUACGACCAGUCCUUCUUGAGAAGCAGGAACUUCAACGUUAUCGUCUACGAUGAAGGCCAUAUGCUGAAAAAUUCGAAUUCUGAUAGAUAUGCGAAGCUGAUGAAGCUGGGUGCCCGUUUCCGGCUACUUUUGACCGGCACUCCACUGCAGAACAACCUGAGAGAGCUGAUCUCUCUGCUUGCAUUUAUUUUGCCGGGCAUAUUCCACGAGAAGCGCGAGGAUCUUCUAGUGCUGUUUGAUCAAAAGGCGUCCACCAAAUCGACCCACAAACGCGAGACCGAGGACGGUGACGCGGACGACGAGGAGAAUUACAACCCGCUACUUUCGCAGCAGGCAAUCACCAACGCCCGUGCCAUGAUGGCACCGUUUGUGCUGCGAAGAAAGAAGGACCAGGUGAUGCAGCAUCUACCUCCCAAACAUCACCACAUUGAGUACUGUGAUCUGGAUGAGUAUCAAAAGAACGUUUAUCAGCAGGAGAUCCAGAAGGCUCGCGAGGCCAAGGCUGAGAGAGAGAGACGGAAGCUGAUGAGUCCGGACGAACUACGGAAAUUGUCAAAGACAACGAUGUCGCUGUCGGCGUCGAAUGUGGUGAUGCAGCUGCGUAAGGCUGCUUUGCACCCGAUGCUUUUCAGAACACAUUAUCAGGACUCAAAAUUAAAGAAGAUGGCGCGAGACAUCAUGAAGAGCGACGAUUAUUACAACGCCAAUAGAGACUACAUUUUUGAGGACAUGCAAGUUAUGUCCGAUUUCGAGCUCAAUAGGUUGUGCCACACGUACUCCAAGCAGCUGGCAUCGUUCCAGUUAGACAACGAGGCGUACUACCAAAGCGGAAAGGUGAGAAAAAUGCUGCAACUUAUUAACAAGGUGACGGAGAAGGGAGAGAAAGUGCUGGUUUUCUCCUUAUUUACCCAGGUGCUUGAUAUCCUAGAAAUGGUGCUCAGUUUGAACCAGAUCAAGUUCCUGCGACUGGACGGACAGACCUCCGUUGACGAAAGACAGGGAAUCAUCGACAAAUUUUACGAGGCCGACGAUGUGCCUGUGAUGCUGCUUAGUACCAAGGCAGGUGGAUUUGGUAUCAAUCUGGUUUGUGCCAACAACGUUAUCAUUUUCGACCAGUCUUUCAACCCCCAUGACGACAAGCAGGCAGAGGACCGUGCUCACCGAGUCGGCCAGACCAAGGCGGUCAACGUUUACAGAAUAAUUUGCAGAGACACUAUCGAGGAGAACAUUUUGCAACUGGCCCAGAACAAGCUGCAGCUUGACGACUCGAUGAUGUCUGGCGACGACGACAAGGCGGCCAAGGCCGUGGAGAGCAUGUUGUUCCCCGAGUAGA
This is a messenger RNA of Ogataea polymorpha, 2026 nucleotides long. RefSeq lists its product as uncharacterized. The transcript has 2 exons. Lineage: Eukaryota; Fungi; Ascomycota; Pichiomycetes; Pichiales; Pichiaceae. Gene Ontology annotation, molecular function: chromatin binding; DNA binding; ATP-dependent chromatin remodeler activity. The record is from RefSeq and is a predicted model, not a curated record. The coding region runs from base 157 to 2025 and encodes 622 amino acids. Gene Ontology annotation, cellular component: nucleus.